Messenger RNA from Ruditapes philippinarum (Manila clam), 1390 nucleotides. Its product is annotated as DNA-directed RNA polymerase III subunit RPC7-like. Lineage: Eukaryota; Metazoa; Mollusca; Bivalvia; Venerida; Veneridae. The record is from RefSeq and is a predicted model, not a curated record. Gene Ontology annotation, cellular component: RNA polymerase III complex. Gene Ontology annotation, biological process: transcription by RNA polymerase III.
CCUUUCUCUUAAACUAUUACUUCUCCCUUUUCAAAAUGGCGCUGCCCAUGUGAAAUUUUUACAGAUUUGUUGAAAUAUGUUUCAAGUUUUUAAACUGUGUAUUGUCACGUCUUUCUGUCAAUUUAAAUAGAUAAAUUUACACUAUUAGAUUAAGAAAAUGGCAGGUCGUGGUCGAGGACGUGGUAAAACAGUUUCAUUUGAUGUUCAAGCUCUUGGAUUUGGAAGAGGUGAAGCUCUCCCUGCAGCUAAUCUACAGCCACCACCAUUGUUUCCAACACAAGAAUUUAAAUCAGUGCCUUUGUCUCAAAGUGAAGAUUAUGAAUACAUGUUAGCCUUGAAACAAGAAUUUAUUGCAACUCUUCACAAGUCACCCUACUACCUUAAGCUCAAUGAUAAAAGAAGAGAUAUAGAGAGAUAUUCUGACAAGUAUCAACUAAAUCAACAAGACUGUGCUGAAGCAUUAAACCCAGACUGGAGGAGAUUACCUGCUGAAUUAAAGGUCAAAGAAAGAAAGUUGAAGAGAGCCAAAUCAUCUCUGAAACCCAAAAUACCUCAACGUAAAACACCUGUUACAGAUGUUAAGGAGAUUGCCAAAACUUUAGAGACAUUAGAAAAGAAAGAAGAAACCAAUGUAGAAGUGGAAGAAGGUGCAGGAGAUGAAGAUGAAGAAGAAAAAGAAGAUGAUCCUGAUGAAAUUGGAGAAGAUGAAGUAUAUGAUGAGGAUGACUUAGAAGAGGAGACAGAUUAUGCUUUUAAUUAUUUUGACAAUGGUGAGGGUUAUGGUGAUGAUGAUGGUGACGAUGACGAGGGACCAAUCUACUGAUCAAAUUACUGUUGAUGGCCUUAAAAGAACAGUGACCAAAACCAUAUAAAUUUUGGUUAAUGGAUCAGUCCUGUAUUCCAAGAUAGCCUGUUGUUCAGGAUUUUCAAGACCAAUUUUGUUUAUAAAACUUAGUCAGGUGAAGUUUGUAAGGACUUGGUGCUUGACAUUCUCCAUAUCAGUGAUGUCGGACUAUUCUUGUCAGCAAGUGUUAGAACAAGCUAAACAAUGUUGACAAUCUACUGUAACACCUGUUAACCUAGCUUCUUUUAACAAUUUUACAGGAUAUUUGAGCCAAGCUGCUAUUUACAAUGUUUAUAGGAAAUAUUUGAACCUACAUAGUUACUGUUAAAAUAUUUUUAAAAAAGAUAUUUUAAGCCAGCCAUUGUGGACUGUGUUUUGAAAGUACUUUUCUCUCUUGUGACAAUGUUUCUGAGAAUUUGUAGGCUGUUUUCAGAACUGUUUAUAGAUAGUUUUAAGAGAAAAUAAAACUUGUAAAAUAUUGUUAUUGUUACUUUCUUUUUACAUAAUUACAUGUAUAUCAAUAAAAUAUUUUGUUGCUAAAGAGAA